This is a messenger RNA of Exophiala mesophila, 1981 nucleotides long. RefSeq lists its product as uncharacterized. Bases 183 to 1811 code for a protein of 542 amino acids. Gene Ontology annotation, biological process: transmembrane transport; nucleobase transport. NCBI's taxonomy places the organism in Eukaryota, Fungi, Ascomycota, Eurotiomycetes, Chaetothyriales, Herpotrichiellaceae. Gene Ontology annotation, molecular function: nucleobase transmembrane transporter activity. The transcript has 4 exons. Gene Ontology annotation, cellular component: plasma membrane. The record is from RefSeq and is a predicted model, not a curated record.
CAACUUGUAAACUCGGCCAAGGCAGGUCUUCUUAGCAUAGGCUGAGGCCUCGGAAAGAGAGCUUUGGCAGAGACCCAUCUCGAAUUUCCCUAGUCCCUAAGUCCAUAUCUACCAAACCUCUCCCUGUUGAGGCGUCCUGUCACUUCACAACCUCUCACCUACGCUAUCGGCGUUACAGCAAAAUGCCUUCCUUUGACGUGUCCAAGUACAAAGAAGACCUGAAGAAGAAGCGACACCUUGAGGGAUGGGUGUUGCAAAAACAAGAGUCUAGUUGGGCUCCUCCUGGCACGUGGUCCAACGUUGAUUUGGACAUUACACCGGUCGAACGUCGAACAUGGACAAGCAUGACCAUUUUUGGUUAUUGGUUUAGUGAUAUCAUCAGUAUCCAGAGCUGGCAGACCGGCAGUACCAUUCUAGCCAUUGGAUUGACAUGGCGUGAGGCUGUCUUCGCAAUCAUCUUUGGCUCGUUUGUCAUGGGCGUGCCUAUGACUCUCAAUGGUUACACCGGUGCAAAGACUCAUGCGCCAUUUCCGAUCCUGGCUCGCUCGUCCUUCGGGUACCACCUGGCCAAGUUCCCCGUCGUGGUUCGGUUGAUCACUGCCCUCUUCUGGCACUCCAUCACCAACUUCCUUGCCGUGGGCCCCAUGAUUCAGGUGAUCAGAUCCAUCUGGCCGUCUUUCAGGACAAUGCCAAACUCGCUCCCUGAAUCUGCUGGCAUCACCAGCCAGCAGAUGGUCGCCUACUUCCUGGUCUGGGUCGUCCAAUUCCCUAUUCUGAUGAUCCCGCCACACAAGAUGAGAUGGCUGUUCUAUGUCAAGGUCGUCAUGUGUGUGGCGACCAUCGUUGGAAUGACCAUCUGGACUUGUACCCGCGGUGGCACUGGCGAUAUCUGGGACCAGCAAGCCCAGGUGUCGGGCUCAGCAAAAUCAUGGCUGAUUAUGUGGUCCCUGAACAGCUGCACUGCAUCCUGGAGCACGGUCGGUGUCAAUAUCCCUGACUUCACUCGUUAUCUCAAGAAGCCAAAAGCGGCCCUUACUCAAUCCGUCUUCUUCCCCAUUCUCUGCAGUUGGGUCGCCAUCAUUGGUGUUGUUGUCGCCUCUGCUUCAUACAUGAUCUACAACGAAUAUGUAUGGGAUCCCAUCGCCAUCAUUGAUACGUGGGACGGCCCAGGCGGUCGUGCAGGCGCAUUUUUCGCCGGUCUGUCGUGGUUGAUCGCACAGAUUUGCGUCAACAUGUCGGCCACCGUCAUCUCUGGAGCGAACGAUCUUGUCAAUUUGUUCCCCAAAUGGUUCAACAUCCGUCGUGGUUCAAUCCUCAUCACCAUCAUUGGUGGUUGGGCUAUGGUUCCUUGGAAGAUCUUGCACAGUGCUAGUUCCCUGCUAAGCUUCAUGGGCUCUCUGGGUAUCUUCCUAGCCCCUACUAUGGGUAUCUUAAUCACCGACUUCUACAUCGUCAAGAGACAAAGACUCGACCUUCCUGCCCUCUACCAGCCACACGCUCGAUAUCGGUAUAUCGCGGGUGUCAACUGGCGAGCAAUGGCUGCCCUUCUCUGUUCGAUUAUCCCUGCUCUGCCAGGUUUGGCCUACAAUGUCAACCCUAAUGUGGACAUUGGUGGUGCAAUUUACAUUUCCCAGUUCAACUGGUACUACGGCAUCGUUGUUGCCUCUGUCGUCUAUGGCGCUACGAGUCUGAUCUGGCCCGCCACUGAGACUUUGGUGCCGUGCAUGAUCGAUUCGAUCGAUGAUGCUGAAAUGCAGCGUGAUUUUGAGAAGAAGCUAGAUGUCGAGAUUACGACUGAGAAGAAGGACUAAAGUAAAGGGAGGGUUGUUGUCUGAAUAAAGGGUGGGCGUUUUCAAUGAUGGUGAGGUUUAGUGAAUGAUGCUUCUGUUAGAGUAAUCAACAUAUGACAAUUUAGACGGUACUGAGGAGAUAGUCUCGAAUACACCCCUGUCCUUUGUAUUGCCUGCGCCAAUUCAAUAUG